Molecule: messenger RNA, 1541 nt
Organism: Zea mays
Lineage: Eukaryota; Viridiplantae; Streptophyta; Magnoliopsida; Poales; Poaceae
Product: protein ANTAGONIST OF LIKE HETEROCHROMATIN PROTEIN 1-like
Exons: 2
Coding region: 236-1378 (380 amino acids)
Source: RefSeq, a predicted model, not a curated record
UAGCUACCUCGAACAAAUCUUUCAAUCUCCAUGGCUACAUCGGUACUUCUCCUAUUCCACCUUGUGCUCCUACUAGUAGUGUUUUUAUUCUUGAGUAGAGCAUUUUGCUUUCAACUAGCAUGUCUAAUUGCAUAUAAAUUACUUGUUCUAGAUAUCAACUCAAUAUACUAACGAGGAGGAAAUUAAAAGGAAGAGAAAGAAGCGAAAGAGAGUUGUUGUAUUAGCUGUGUCUAUUAUGGCUAUUAUUGCAAACCGGUAUCAAUGGAGGAGACCUAGACACAUCGUAGAUGCUAACGAAGUUCAAGAGAGAAAUGUCGAGUCUAGAAAACAAAUGCUACGUAAUAUGUACCAGGGUUCAAAUGUCUAUUGCUAUGACAGUUUGCGCCUAACUAAGAGAUCUUUUAGUGACUUGAGUGCCAUCUUACGGGAAAAGAGUGGCCUACAGGAUACCUUAAAUGUGUCGGUAGAAGAAAAGCUUGCAAUUUUUCUGCUUAUAGUAGGUCAUAACACCAAAAUGAGGUUGAUCCGUAGCACUUAUGGGUGGUCCCUUGAACCAAUCAGUCGACACUUCAACGAAGUGCUUAGAGGGAUUCUAUUUUUAAGUCAUGAGUUCAUCAAGCUUCCUAAUCCAGAAACCACUCUACCUGAGGAUCCAAAGUGGAAAUGGUUUGAGGAUUGUCUAGGUGCACUAGAUGGCACACAUAUCGAUGUGAAUGUUCCAUUGAAUGACCAAGGUAGGUAUAGAAAUAGGAAGCAACGAAUCACCACUAAUGUAUUAGGGGUUUGUGAUCGACAAAUGAAGUUUUUGUAUGUCUUGGCUGGAUGGGAAGGGUCGGCUUCGGAUUCACGCAUACUACGUGAUGCCAUGUCACGGGAGGACUCAUUUGUUGUUCCUAGUGGUAAAUUCUAUCUAGUGGAUGAUGGAUAUACAAAUGGUCCGGGAUUUCUUGCCCCGUACCGAUCUACACGGUACCACUUGAAUGAAUGGGCUAUUCAAGGCAACAAUCCAUCUACUGCGAGAGAGUUAUUCAACCUACGCCAUGCAACGGCUAGGAAUGUGAUAGAGAGAACUUUUGGGCUAUUGAAGAUGAGAUGGGCAAUCUUGAGGACCAGCUCAUAUUUUGAUUUAGAAAACCAGAUUAGGAUCAUCCAUGCUUGCUGCAUAUUGCAUAAUUUUUUAAGAGAUAGACAAAGAGAUAUGGACGAUAUUCUAAUACAUGAAGUUGAUAGUCUCAUCUCUGCUGCUCCUGCUGAAAAUCAAGGAGAAAUGAGUCUGAUUACGCAUGUUCAAUCAACUAAUGAGUGGGGUAAUUUUAGAGACACCAAAGCUAGUGAAAUGUUUGUUGAUUAUCAAGCGAGGCGUGGUCAAAGCUCAUAGUUGUAUGCUUCUGUUUUCUAUGUCUUUGUCAUUUAUGAUUUUUUGUGUUUGUGUUUUUUAUAUGUGUGGUUCUUUGAUUGUAGGACAAGAAAACAAGGGGCUAUGUUCCUUGGAAUGAUGAGAUGGAUAAGGUACUCCUCGAUACAUUUGUGGACUAUUACAA